AUGGCCGAAGUACAUGUAAUUGGUCAGAUCGAAUCCGCGGAUGGGUUUGUUGACAAUCGUUUAAGCUGCAGAUGGAUUGUCUAUCUUGGUAAGCUACUCGCUUCCUUACAGGGUGCGCCGAAAAGACUUGGACAAAAAUAAAUUCCAUGUAGCUUUUGUAGGUUGGUCUAAGAAUUAAAGCUUUUAUCCCGUUUAGCAAGGGCAACAGACGUGCUGUACAUCAACGGUAACACCAAGGUUGGGGCAUAUUGCAAGACGGAAAAAUAAUUAAAAGUUCUUGGAGGAGCAAAAUUUUUUUUUCAGAGGGAUGACCGGGAUAUCAAUUUGUCCAUUAUUUCCGCUAAAGAAAACUUGAACUCUUGUCCUAAUUUUGACGCAAUACAGGAAAAAUAAUAUUUUUCAGUUCCCUAAUCAUUCGCUCUCCGUGUUUCAGAGAAUUAUGUAUUUUUGAGAGCGUAUGUAUAAUGACGAAACUUUUACUUUGUCUGAAACCUUGGAGAUGGAUUCAUGGAUGCAUUACACGUUUUCACAAUUGCCCACUUUGCUAUUGUACCGUUAGAGCCCGUAGGGCAAGUAAAAAUAUUUGUUCCAAUCUAUUUGGCGCACCCUGUAAAGGCAUCUGUUAUAAAUAUCAUGAAUGUAACUGCAAUCACGAAAUUUAGGUGGCGGCUGGCGGCUGAUUGAAGGCGAAACAGAAGGACAAACUCAAACAGAUAUCUCCGUCUUAGAAAGGGCGUACUUUUGUCAUCCCAUCGACCUUCAUCUCUCUACAAAAACCAUUCAGAAUUGGCCUCGGAUUCACUUGGAGAUCUGGAGACAGGACGAAUUUAAUCGGCAAGAGAUCUGCGGAUAUGGAACGGCUAUCAUUCCAAGUGCGCCUGGUGAACACGAGGUCAGUUUGAGGGUGUUUGUGAUGCAAUAAAGGGAUGGAAGUGUGGCCGAGGGGUUUGUAAAAUGUUACAUUAUGAUAUACGUGUGAAGGUAAAUCUCUUUAUUAUGCCGAUUUGCACAGUGAAACUUGUGAGGCACUUCACAAGUUUCACUGUGCAAGAAGCACAAUUUCACAGACUUGGGGAGACCUUAAACUUUUUUCACACAAAUCUUACAGAUAAAAUGUCAUUGUUGGCGUCCGAAGAGUGGAUUCCGCAACGAAAUAACUCGGCGAUUUGUGGGCGGCGGAACUCAACUCAAAUCUCUUCGAAUAUUGGACGAUUCCAACGAGCGAAUGCGAUUACAAACGACGAGCUGCGGGCUUGUCACCUUCAGAUUAUCCGUUAUAACGCGGCAUUUUGACAGAUUCGGCAUUCAGUGUUAA
Messenger RNA from Bursaphelenchus xylophilus (pine wood nematode), 1315 nucleotides. NCBI's taxonomy places the organism in Eukaryota, Metazoa, Nematoda, Chromadorea, Rhabditida, Aphelenchoididae. The record is from the annotation of a GenBank genome assembly.